Messenger RNA from Peniophora sp. CBMAI 1063, 1644 nucleotides. The record is from the annotation of a GenBank genome assembly. NCBI's taxonomy places the organism in Eukaryota, Fungi, Basidiomycota, Agaricomycetes, Russulales, Peniophoraceae.
AUGAUGACCUCGUUCACGGAGACGAGUACUGUCCUCGGAAAGCGCAAGACGCGCAGCCAGAAGCCUCUUGUGCUACAUCUCUCUGCUACCGACGACUCGGAUAGACAAGAUUCGGAUUUUAAUCUGGAGGAUGAACUGUCGGAGGCGCCUCACGAAGUUGGCGAGGGAGAUCGCUUAGAUGAAAUACGGCAUCGCUCUUCCAAGAAGCGUGCUAGGAGUACUGGCGCUCCUAAUAUUAAACGUUAUGCUUGCGACUUCGAUGGCUGCGAUAAGAGCUACGCCAAAGCUGCGCGUCUUGCCGAGCACACACGCUCGCAUACUGGCGAGCGCCCCUUUGUGUGCUCUACAUGCAAUAAAUCAUAUCUCCGGGACACGCACUUGCAGGCGCACACGCGUUCACAUCUUCCCGAGUCGGCGCGCCCUCUCCAAUGCGAUGUAUCUGGAUGCGGUAAACGAUUUUGGACGACACAACACCUCGAGGUACACGAUAAGACGAUCCAUCAAGGAGAGCGACACUUUACUUGUACGGAACCAGAUUGUUCCGAAGGCUUUGCCAAACAUAAUCAAUUACGCGCACACAUCGCCUCCGUACACUCGCCUCCGGGUACGAAGCCCUACCGCUGCACGCACGAAGAUUGCGACAAAAGCUUCGCCACCAAUCAGAAGCUCAAGGCGCACGUCAAGGUGCAUGAUGAGUCUCGCUACACAUGUACACUAGCUCAAUGCGAGAAUGCGAACUUCUCCACUUGGACCGCGCUCCAAGCACACAUUCGCACCGCUCAUCCGCCGACAUGUCCAUACCCAUCCUGUGACGGGAAGACCUUCGCUCGACGAGAUGGUCUACGAGCCCACUUGAAGAUACACCGACAACACGAGGAAGAAGAUGCUAUGGGUGGCGACGGGGAUGAUGAAGGCGAUGAGGGUGGGGAAGACGAUGCCGAAGAACGUCCGAAGAAGAGGAGACGUGGAGGAGAGUUGGGUAGGGACUGGGUGUGUGAAGAGGAUAGGUGCGGCAAGGACUUCAAGUCGAAGAAAGCACUCGCGACGCAUGCUCACGUCGUACAUGCUGGAGCACGAGACUUUAUCUGUGCUGCGCGCGGAUGCAACAAGGCGUACGGCUAUAAGCACUUGCUGCAGCGCCAUGUCGCGCGCGCUCAUGCGCGCAGAUCAGCCAGUAUUGAAGAGGGCGAGGGAGAUGGUGGAGGGGAGGAUGACGAAGAGUAUGUGUCUACGGCGCGCAACGCGGAGCCUGGUCCUUCAUCCAAGUCAAAGGAAGGUGCUACGAGGCAAGUGGCUAGCGCCGAUGCCGCCGUGGAGAACGCAAACGACUUCAUCGACGGCAUCACCGGCGCAGCCUAUGCCCGAGCCGCACGAGCGACCCGCACACUGCCAUGUCCAUAUCCGUCCUUCACUGGCCUUCCCCAUCAACUCGUGGAGGAACACGCCUCAGACCUGGAAAUGCAUGGCGCAGAAGAACCAGAUGCAUCUAGCGCGAAGGAAUCCAACUCUCCACCAAAGGCGUGCGAAUACUCGUUCACGCGCGCCUAUGAUGUCCGUCGGCAUGUGCGCGCCGUACAUGGUGUUGAGCUUACAAAGGCGGACGUCGAUAAGUGGGCACGAGAGGUCCGUGGUACCAAAGCAUAA